Molecule: messenger RNA, 3087 nt
Organism: Drechmeria coniospora
Lineage: Eukaryota; Fungi; Ascomycota; Sordariomycetes; Hypocreales; Ophiocordycipitaceae
Exons: 4
Coding region: 1-3087 (1028 amino acids)
Source: RefSeq, a predicted model, not a curated record
AUGCCUCGCAACACACGAGCUAGGACAGAAGCACCUGCUGUGCCCGAGCUUCCAACCGAAUCAUUGGAGUGCUUUAUGGCUAUGCUCGAGGCUCAGGAAGUCAUUGACAGUGCGAAUGCCAGACCAACUCAAGCUUCGUCGAGGGUAGCGACUCAUAUGGGUCCACCUCCCAAAGAUGGCAAACGCAAGAGACGACAGGGAGAAGAGGACGAGCCUAGUUCCGAAGUUGUUUCUCGGGCAGUCAAAAGCCGAAGAACGACCGCAGCUCCCGCUCGGCGAGCCACGAACAACGCACCGUCCAAGCCAACUGUCGAGGAUAGAAACCGGAAUAAAGCCAGAGGUGAAAAUAGUUUGUUGCCGGGGAAAUUGAACGGUCAAAACGUCAACGUCAACGCGGCAAAUAGUCGGACCGCGGGGACAGCGACGAGGAAUACUAUCGGACGGACAAGGCCAGGGCCUAAAGGACAGAAGCGGGCGAGGGACGAAGGAGAAAGCGGCGAGAAUGGCGAUAGCGGUAUCAAUAACCAUGCCAAUUCUGGUCGGUCGACAAAGCGGACGAAGGUGGCAGCUGGGACCAAAUCCAAGGGCACGAAAACGACAAAAAAAAAGGCGGCAGCGGCACCAGCAACGCUCAAGGGGAGGAAGAGGGAGCGAGCAGGUGAAAAUAUCGGAGAGGAAGGUGACGCAGGCGACGACGAUGGUGAUGCGAUCAAGAAGCCGGCUCGCCGGAGAAGAAAGCAGACCAGGAGAGCAAGCGAUGUCGGAAAGAAAUGCGACUUCUGCCUGAACCAUCCGAUCGGAAAGGCAAUGAAUGAAAAGCGUGAGUGCGAUUGGGUUAACGGUACUCACAUUCUAGAGUGCACCAAUUGCGCAAAUUACCGCCAUGACCAUGGUGAAAAGGACCAUGUGUGUAAUAUCUCGGGUAAGGGGGACUUGGAAUCACCGGUAUGGCGAAGGUAUGCGGACAACCACCCGGCAGGCUACGAGAUUACCGCUUGCGACAGGUGCGUAUCCAAGGGCAUCGCGGGCUGCUGCGACGUCGACAUGACCUUGGGAUACUCUUGCGACCACUGCAAGAGCGCCAAGCUCGACGGAUGUCGUGUAAACGGCCAGUUGGUUGAAAAGCGGCCAAACCCUCGACAAGGCGAGCUCCGCUGGUUCCGUCACGCUUGUGAUACGUGUCGUAACUUGACGCCAAGCAAGAACCAGCCCGGCUGCAGCUGGCUUCAGGACCGGUUUUCCUGGGACCGGGCAUGCCAACGGUGCUCGGCGAAUCAACUGACAUGCUUGGGUUCCAGCUACGUGGUCGAGCACCCGACGGUGCUGAAGGUGCCAACCGUCUGGAGCGUGACGCACAAGCUGGACGGAGGCUGGUCGGAGCUGCGAGGGUGCACGCCUUGGAGGAAGAGCUGCGUAACCUGCCAGGCGGCCAAGUCGCACUGCCGGGCACUGGGAACUUCGGCCUUGUUUUCGUGCAACCGAUGCCUCCAGCUGGGCAUCGACUGCCGGGUGGAGCAAGGUGAUGGCACGGUGACGUCGGUGUAUCCUCAAUUUGAUCUGAGCCGGGUUGGCUUCGGUAACUUCCUGCCCUUCAAGGCCUGUUCGAAGUGCAUUGCGCAUGGACGAAACUGCGACCGGCAACGACCAUGCGAUUCCUGCGUCGACAACGGUGAUGAAUGUGACGACUACAGCGACAAGACGGCCGGCAACACCAACUGCCUGCCGGGGCGUCUUCCCGGUUGGCCCGGAUGCCUCUACUACCUUGGGCUCGGCUACGGACCGAACGGUGUGAACGACGUCAAGGACGGCAGCCGGAUGUGCCACUGGAUCGGCCCGGCCAUUCCGCUAUACUCCAUGGUUGGCGUUCGCGAGGCGACCGAGACGCACGACGACAACGCCAAAGGAAUCCUCGCCGUUGCCGAGGCGCUCGGGAAGGCGGCUCGGCCGACCGGUGUGCCCCCUCACGGCGGGCCAGGCGGAGAUUUGGCGCUGCGACCGCCCAGCAGCUUCACGGCCGAAGAGUUGGAUGCCAUGAUCCUGCGCAACUGGGUGGGCCGACCGACGGUGCCCAACCUUCACCCGUCCUACUACGAUGCCAUCGAGGAAGCGGAGAGGGUGAGGGCCAGGUUGCGCGGCGGCGCGAGACUGGGGCAGCCAAGACCGAAUCGAAACAGGAGCAGGGGCCAAAGCCAGGCGACGGCGGCAGGAUCUGCGACGAGGAGCCAAGACAGCGGUCGUGUGAUUGAGAUUGAAGACGACAUCGAGAGUGACGACGACGGUGACGACGAUGACGACGACGACGACGGCGGCGCCGGCGGCGAGGAUGACGGUGACGGUGACGCCAACGUGCUAGACAUGGUCGAGGAGGAGGACAUCUAUGACGCCACGCCCCCUCCUGAACCGAGAGCCAAUGCUCGAGGUGUAGUCGAGGCCGAGUACGGGCAACCGGUGGAACGGAUGUAUGGUGUCGGCCCUGCUUUUCAAGUCCACGAACCGAUGAGGCCGAUUCUCAACCCCCCCUCGCUAUACAUGGGCCCCUUCCAGCAGGCCCAUGAUGGCUCGACGCUAGGAUACUAUCCGCUCGACACCGGCAUCGGCACGGGGCUCGAUACGGGGCUCGAUGCGGUGCUCAACGCGGCCCUCAAUCCGGGCCUCGAUCCGGCACAGGGACAGUUGCCAGGGGUGUCGACCUGGCCAACUGCGUGGGGCGCAUACGAACAGUUCGGUGGCCUGCCACACGGCAUUUUUGACGCGCAGAACACCAUGACCAUCGAUCCUGCCAUAGGUUAUGGUGCUGGAAACAAUGCGGCACUGGGGGUCCAUCCAUCGGGGAUGAUCCCUCCAGCAGUCGAGCAAGCGGUUUCCCGCGAGCUACCGACGACGGAUGCAUUCAAUCCUUCCGAAUGGUUCCACUCGGACACGAGCCUCUAUGCCCGCAGCAGUUCCGAGGCCCGCAAAGCAAAGCAGACGUCGAGCGAAGAUGACGCUUCAGGGGAGGUGCUGGAAGCCGGCGAGCUCGACACCAUCGUUCGGCAGCAGCAGGAAGCCAGGCGUCGAGGAAAUACCAAUACCGGGAGGAGAAGAUGA